Molecule: messenger RNA, 5464 nt
Organism: Epinephelus moara (kelp grouper)
Lineage: Eukaryota; Metazoa; Chordata; Actinopteri; Perciformes; Serranidae
Gene: uncx
Product: UNC homeobox
Exons: 3
Coding region: 46-1518 (490 amino acids)
Biological process (GO): regulation of DNA-templated transcription
Molecular function (GO): DNA-binding transcription factor activity, RNA polymerase II-specific; sequence-specific double-stranded DNA binding
Source: RefSeq, a predicted model, not a curated record
AUUCCCAUCACCGGCCUCCAGACGUCGUUUCCUUUUGCCUGCGGGAUGAUGGACAGCAGGAUACUGGAUCCACCUCACGCCCAGUUCGGAGGCUCUCUCGGCGGGAUGGUGGGCUUCCCGUACCAUCUGAGCCACCAUCACGUUUACGAAUUAGCCGGGCAUCAACUUCAAUCUGCGUCCGCGGUUCCCUUCUCAAUAGACGGAUUACUUAAUGGUUCCUGCACGGCUUCAGUGGGUAAUUCCAACCCCCUCUUGUCUUCGGGCUGCGGGAUGAAUGGAGAUAAUCAGCAGUACAAACUGACAGACUCGGGGGACCCAGACAAAGAUAGCCCUGGCUGCAAGAGACGGAGAACUCGCACAAAUUUCACUGGUUGGCAGCUGGAGGAAUUAGAAAAGGCUUUUAAUGAGAGCCACUAUCCCGACGUUUUCAUGAGGGAGGCACUGGCUCUCCGGUUGGACUUGAUAGAAUCAAGGGUUCAGGUAUGGUUUCAGAAUCGCAGAGCCAAAUGGAGGAAAAAGGAGAACACAAAGAAAGGUCCAGGUCGACCUGCUCACAACGCCCACCCCACCACCUGCAGCGGGGAGCCCAUGGACCCGGAGGAGAUCGCCCGGAGAGAGCUGGACAGGAUGGAGAAGAAGAAACGAAAGCAGGAGCGACGGCUGCUCAAGUCCCAGAACAAGCUCGCUGCUGGGGAUUUAUUUCACACCCCGGGAUCAGACAGCGACAGCGGGGUGUCGCAUGUGACCGACAGUGAGCACACGGGCAUGUCUUUUGACCCUGUGGGUGCAAACCAAUCGAGCUGCGACCAAUCACCUCACCCUCUCCACACCCAAAACCAGAACCAAAGACACUUGGACCGGGAUGCUGGCGCAUCCGAGCUGGACUCGCCCGACGCCAGCCACCGGUCAAGCCUGUGCUCCAGCAACAGCAGCGCCUCCAGCGUGCAGAAACUCAACCCUUUUAGCGUCGAGAGCCUCCUUUCGGACUCCAGACCGAGACGCAACCCCGCGGCCUUACCCUCCUCACGGCCUUUGAUAGGGAAAGGACACUUCCUACUCUAUCCCAUCACACAGCCGCUUGGAUUCAUUGUUCCUCAAACUGCUCUGAAGACAACCACAGUGGCGAACUGUGACAGUAGUGACGCACCGGCGGAGAGAAACCAGACCAGUGUGCGCUGCGGCGUCUCUGCGAGCUCUGCGGGAUGUAGGAGCAGCUCGCCGGACUCUGCAGACGCCACGCAAAAGGGACAGGUGGGAUCAGAGGACAAGACACGUUCACCGCACACCAGCCCGUCCAGGGUCGCCUUUCCCACAGCUGGCAAAAGUACUCAGACCUCUGUUAUUUGCAGCGACUCGACUUUCGCGCACGAACACAGUCCACAACUCAUUAAGCCUGUCGAUGCAGACAGAAAAGAGCAUUUAGAGAUCAAGGAGCACCCUGACACCUCCGAGUGUGUCCUCAGUGACAGUCCAGCAGAAACAAAGACAGACUCUAAAGAAGAUGUCGACAUGGAAUAAAUCAUUGGGGGUAAAACAAAAAAAAGCAGAAUCAUACAGAUAUAGCCUCUAAACACACCUUUCAUUAGGCCAAAGCUUAACCAGAAACAUCUUUGCAUCAUAGGUUUCCCCACUUUGCUGAUAUUCUGACAACGGUGUGCUCUUCCUCUUCCUCUUCCUCUCUCUCUCUAUCUAUCCUCUCUCUCUGCGAGUAUGUGUGUGAGUCAGGAGUCUCUAGAUAUCCUUUAAUGUGUGAUAACUUGUCUUUAAAAAAAACAACACAAGACCACGAGACCAACAAAAAUCCUCAAGAGCUGUAAAAAAGGUAUUAUACUAUUUAUAUAUGUAAGGUUUUUCUUAAAUAAAUCUAUUGUAUACAAGCACCUCAAACCGUGUGAGACCUUAAAUAGCAGCACAUACAGUGCAGGACUACCAGUACAGUAGGAAGGGCUUUCUUAAGAAAUCUCAUGUUGUACUUUGUAUAUUGCCUUAACAAAUUUAUUCAUCUAUAAGCCCCCACUGAAAUGAGGUUACGAGCCUGAGGCGAAAAGGACCCGCUCGACUCCUGCAGAGUUUUGAUAUGAAAGUAAUUAUUUUCCCGGUGGCUACUGCAGGGGGAUUCAGUUUAUUUUAGCUCAAAGGGGGUUAUAAUACAUUACCGAUUUCUAGUGAUAUGAAAUCACAUAAACUUCCAAGAAUAAUAGAAUUAGCAUGAAAAGGCCUGGGUGUCAAAUUGAAAUAGGAAAAUAAUAGCCCCGGCAGCUGGGAGUGUGUGUGUUUGUGCAUAUUGGAUAGGAGAUGGGGAUUCGUGGGGAGGCAUUUUCAUGAGCUUUUUUUUUCCUCCUUUCCUCCUCCUCCUCUUCUCCUUCUUCCUCUCUCUCCACUUUGUCAGGGCCCCUUGUAGCAGGGCUAUAUUAAGAUAGAUGUUCGAUGAUAUCCCUCAUUGUUCUGUCGCUUUACAUUGAUGUUUCUGUGUUAUCAGCCUAUUGAUCAUGCGUCGGCUGUAAUAGGACGGGCUGAGGCAAACGUGCCUAUUUACAAUAGCAGAACACAUUUGUUCUAAUAGGGUUGGUGGUCCCCAGGGAAGCCAUGCGGGAUCUGGGACAUCUGCUCCCUUUUGCAAUAUUAGCAGUGUUGACCACAAUAUCACGUCGACCCAAGGAAGGAAAAAAAAUGUCGAGGUUGCUGUGUGGCGUGUAAUAACAUUAAAAAAAAUCUUAAAACAAAAAAAAAAAAAAAAAGAAGAAAUAUCCAGUCCAGCUAUAGCUGCUCACACCCUUGUUAAAAUCCACAAGCCCUUUAGUGUUCUCUUUGGGUCUCGAUUUGCAAAUAAAUUGAAAAUAAUCAGAGGGGUGAGCUUUACGUCUGAGCCGGCGCAAAUGAAUUUCUGAGCCAGUGUCCCUUUCAAAAUAUUUACAUAAAUUUCAACCCAUGCAGCUGUUUGCUCUAGGAAGCAAUGUCUUAUUAGGUUGGUGGGGGGCAGGGGCAGACACAGCCAACAUGGCACACACACAGGGAACAUGCACAAGAUUAGGGCCUGCAGAGGGUUAGAGGUGUCUCCUCUGUGUCCUCAUUGUGCUUUAUGGUGUUUUUAAUUUUUUAUUGAUUUAUUUAUUUUAUUUCCCAUGAUAUCAGUAUACGUUUUUGGUAAUAUUGAAUCCACCAGUGAGUUUACAGGGGGCUUUUUUUAAUCUCAGGUUUGCAGUGUUAUCAUAUUUUUUUAUUAUAUAAUAGCCUAAAUGUUUUCACUGUUAAAUUAGGAAUAUUCUGAGAAAAUUCAGAGCAGAAAUUGAUAAAUUCACAGCAUGCCAAUUCUUCAAAAAUACAAGGUGUAAUUGUGGGAUAACUGGGGCCAAUUUGAAAUAACCCCUAAGAUUCUUCGGUGUGUAUUUUUCCAUGCUACUCUUAGGCUAUUUGGGACGUAUGCCCAGUUCAUCCAUAAUUCAUUAGCACACUGAAUAGGAGUAUCGCUGGCUGCACAUUGGUGGCCUUAAGGUGAAAUUAGCGAUUUGCUUAAGUAGUUAAGCUUUUCUUGCCUGAGAGCUGCACGCUGCAUGAUUCAAGACAAACUAUCAAUCGAUAUGCCCAGGCAGCCUCCAGGAGAUGUGUCGUCCAUGAAUCAUACUUUAUGAAUUCAAUUUAUACCCGGAGAAAUUUUCAAUUUGAACGCCGGAUCAUUAUGGGAGAGUGUAAAUUGUUUUUGCUCUAUUAUGCAUCGGACGCCAUCAUUUUUCUUUCUAAUUACGGAGGUGUCAGGUCGGGCUGUCAUGCAGACGCUGAUUUUCAAUUUAACUGAUCAUCAUGCAUUCAUUUUCCCAUUUGAUAAAUCUGCUAUCUCGAAGCUUCUCCAUGCCCGGAAUGCUAAAAGAGAGGCACAGAUUGGCAAAGUAAUAGGGGCCUGUAUGCGGCAAUAAGUGCAGAUCAGGCAGCUAAUUUAGCACCUCCUGGUAUUUCCAUUUCCAUUUCUCAUUUCCAACUCUCAAAGGAGGAAAAGCAGCCCAAAGGCAGAAAGCUGGUAGGCUUUCCACUAUCGGAGGAAGACAGAGAAAAAAAUCUACCAAAACGGCUUGUUUUCAACCACACAUUUCCUAAAUUAGGAUAUCAAGCUUAAUUAAGGCUAAUAGAGUUUUCUCAGUAUGUGUUAGUUUUAUUUAAUAGAAACAAAUUUGCGCAAUUAAUUAUGGCCAUGAUAUUAAGGGUCUCAUUUGCAGCAUUCGAGCUGCAGCCUAAAUCAGCGUCUUCAGAAAUAAGCCUCUCAUUUCCAAGCCAAAUGACUAACCAAAUGUUUUUCUAGCAGCUUCCAUCACAGAUAUUAUCCCGGUUUAUUUCCCAUAUUAUAUCCAAGUAGUCAGAUUAGACGUAAAUAGAUCUCCUUCACUGCGCCCGAUGACUGAAUUAAACGUACAUUUCUGCUAUUUUCUCUUAUUGUAGAAAUUAUAUUAUUUAGAUUUUUAGAUUUUUAUAAAAACAAAUGCAUAAUCUUAACUUCUUGUGACAUUUUGCACAUCACAUAAUAAUAUUUUUAUUUGAUUAUCACGUGGAGUAUCAAUUUGAACCUCAUUGCUCUACCCUCACACCUCAUUUGACACAAAUGAAUGAAUUUUCAAAUACCUGUGACAGAGAAGGAUUUUACAAGUUUCAUGCUCAAAUCAACCCAAAUGGACAACCUGUGUUCUCGCCACAAAUCCCGUCUCCCUGCACAGGCUACUCUUGUGCGCUUUGUGUUGCUGCAUGAGAUCUUAGUGGCUCUGGGGGCUCAGUUUGGAUAAGAAAGAACCGUGUCCCCUUUUAAAAAGGAUCCUCCAUAAAAUAAAAUGCCACUUGACAUUUGGCUUCUCCUGCAGCAACCCUGCCAUGCCUUUUAGGAUUAUUUUACAUCUACAUACUCAUUAAUGCGCCGGUGGAUUUAAUCAUUCUUAUCUUUCCUGUGCAUACCUGGGAUAAGCCUGACAUUACCAUCUGCAUUGAUUUCUGGACGAUCCUUAAAAUAAUUUUAAUUAUCUUGGAGUAUUUCGUGCAAAAAAAAAAAAAAAAAAUCCCUCUGAUCAAAAUUUAGGGAAUCACACUUUAGCACUGGCAGCUCAGGUUUCUCAAAUUUAGGCGAAUUUAAAGAUGCAUUAAAAUUGUACAUUUGAUAAAUAAGAUAAAUUGACCAUAGCAGCAUCUUUGUUUUUAGACUUUGACUAUACUUUUUAUUUUUCCUAGUAAAAAAAACUUUCUUUAAUUGAGGUUGACGAUUUUCACACUAAAUUCCCCAAAUAUUCACUGAAUAUAUCUGACUAAGAAAGGUAGAUAAAAAAGUGAAUGAUUGAUUUAAAUGUCACAACUUUGUUGUAGCCAAAGCUCUGCUGUCAUGGUAAAACAAGUAAUGGCUGUCAUGAUGUUUGUGUGCUGAGCAAACCUCCAAGACAUGUGAAAACAAUUCAAAACACAUAUUCCAGAAAAACACAUGGCAUACAGUGAAAAA